ACACACAACCUUCUUGUACUGUGGGGAAUAUUUUCCAUAAAAACUUUGAAUAAUGUCAGAGUAUACCAAAAACUACAGAAACGCUUUCAUAAGAAAGCAUGGCAUGUGAAUGGUUAUGGUGGUGUAUUUUUAUCAGACACUCACUAGCAUAAAAAGCAGCAUUGGGAUUGAAUGCGGACACAGCAAAGGAAAGGAAAGCAAUCCCUGUGGCUUAGUCUGAUAAUCCUCUGAAAGUAAAUUGGCCCUACUCUAAUCAACAUAGUGGUUGGAAGAAAAGUGAAAUCAUUUCACUUCCAAGAUAAUAAAUGCCCAGUGACAGAAGGUGUCCUUGCAUGUUCCAGUCUGUGGCUAUUUCCUGUUUGAUGCGUGUCUCUCAUGCUGCUCAUUCAGCCUUUUUUUGGCAAUGAAAACAAAAAAAACCCAAGCCUGCUUUAAUUAAUGAAGUCCAGUUUCACCUAGCUUGCCCUGCUGUGAUAGUCCUGUUCAAAACGUCACCUGCUCUGCCCUUUGGGAAAACUCUGUGUGAAUUCUCUGUGUGAAUGCUGGCUUGCAGGGCUGCCUUUCUGGGUUUGGGUGUCCAGACCCCAAACUGGGAAGGCUGAGGAAUGCAUCUCCUUUCCCCAAAGAGCGUCACUUUGUUUUGAACUGGUCUUGUUUUAGAAAUACUACUGCAUUCUGUUCUAAUUUUCCAGAGCCCCCUAAUCUUCUUCCAGGCUCUUAAUGAUGUAGUUGAUAAUAGGAUUGUUGGUAUUAAUUUGGAACAAUAAUGCCAGCUGCUUGCUUGGUGGCUAUUGGCAGAGGGGUGACCUUGCGGGUCAGCUAAGCAGAACUGGAAGUGCUUUGAUCUGAUCUAUACAGAGCCAGAUCUGUGCACCCGAACAAGAGGAGCGAGUGAAUUCUCUCCCCAUGGGAUGCUGAUUCUUCUCCAAAGAGCAGGCAGGACAGCAUGGCCGGGGCCCUGGAUGCAAUCCUCGCUCGGAUCAAAGAUGUUUGUAAAAGGAACGGGCUGCUCAUCCUCUCCGUGCUGUCCGUCACCAUCGGCUGCCUCCUGGGAUUCUUCCUGAGGACCAGGCGCCUCUCCCAGCAGGAAAUUAGUUACUUCCAGUUUCCUGGUGAGUUACUGAUGAGGAUGCUGAAAAUGCUGAUUCUCCCUCUGGUUGUCUCAAGCUUGAUGUCUGGGCUGGCAGCCCUGGAUGCCAAGACUUCCAGUCGCUUGGGAAUCAUAACUGUCACUUACUACCUGUGGACAACCUUUGUGGCUGUGGUUGUGGGAAUAAUUAUGGUGUCCAUUAUCCACCCUGGUGGAGCAGCCCAGAAGGAGAGCACUGAGGAGGGUGGAAAGCCCAUCAUGAGCUCUGCAGAUGCACUGCUGGACUUAAUCAGGAACAUGUUUCCAGCCAAUCUUGUUGAGGCCACAUUCAAGCAGUAUCGCACCAGGAGUAUUCCCAUCAUUAAAUCGAACAAAGCGCCGUCCGAGAGCACCACUCGUCGCAUCAUCAUCUACGGAGUCCAGGACGAGAAUGGCUCCAACGUCCAGAACUUUGCCUUGGAUAUCACCCCCCCUCCUGAAGUGAUCUACAAAUCAGAGCCAGGAGCUAGUGAUGGCAUGAAUGUGCUUGGGAUUGUGAUAUUCUCUGCCACAAUGGGUAUAAUGUUGGGAAGAAUGGGGAACAGCGGUGUCCCUUUGGUCAGCUUUUGCCAGUGUUUGAACGAAUCUGUCAUGAAGAUAGUGGCAGUUGCUGUUUGGUAUUUUCCAUUUGGAAUUGUGUUCCUAAUAGCUGGCAAAAUCUUAGAAAUGGAUGAUCCCUCGGCCAUUGGGAAGAAGCUGGGUUUCUAUGCCAUUACUGUGGUGUGUGGCCUGGUGGUGCACGGGCUCUUCAUCCUGCCAAUGAUGUACUUCUUCAUCACCAAGAAGAAUCCCAUUGUCUUCAUCAGAGGGAUCCUUCAAGCCUUGCUCAUUGCUCUGGCCACAUCCUCCAGCUCAGCCACUCUGCCUAUCACUUUCAAGUGCUUGCUGGAGAACAACCACGUGGACAGGAGGAUCGCGCGCUUCGUGCUGCCCGUGGGAGCCACCAUCAACAUGGACGGGACGGCGCUGUACGAGGCCGUGGCCGCCAUCUUCAUCGCCCAAGUCAACAACUACGAGCUGGACUUUGGGCAGAUCAUCACCAUAAGUAUCACAGCAACAGCUGCCAGCAUAGGUGCUGCAGGCAUCCCACAGGCUGGCCUGGUGACAAUGGUCAUUGUUCUCACCUCGGUGGGGUUACCAACAGACGACAUCACGUUGAUUAUUGCUGUCGACUGGGCACUAGACAGGUUUAGAACAAUGAUCAAUGUCCUGGGGGACGCGCUGGCUGCUGGGAUCAUGGCCCACAUCUGCCGGAAGGAGUUCAUCAAGGAUGGCAAUGAGGUGCCAUUGAUCUGUGAAACUAAGCCUAUUAACAUCCAUCAGAUUGUGGCUUACCAGAGAAAUGGCUGUGUGAAGACCAUGAAUGAAUCUCGUGGACCAGAAACAGUGAAAGGGUUGCAGCACCAUAUACCCAUACAAGUGGAGCAAGAAGAAACUCCAGUGGAGAAUCACACUAAGAAAUCCAACAGUAAAGACCACUGCACUAUUGAAAUAAAUGAACUAGAAACAAAUGUGUGA
Molecule: messenger RNA, 2647 nt
Organism: Onychostruthus taczanowskii (white-rumped snowfinch)
Lineage: Eukaryota; Metazoa; Chordata; Aves; Passeriformes; Passeridae
Gene: SLC1A7
Product: solute carrier family 1 member 7
Exons: 11
Coding region: 947-2647 (566 amino acids)
Biological process (GO): L-glutamate transmembrane transport
Cellular component (GO): plasma membrane
Molecular function (GO): neutral L-amino acid transmembrane transporter activity; L-glutamate transmembrane transporter activity; glutamate:sodium symporter activity
Source: RefSeq, a predicted model, not a curated record